Molecule: messenger RNA, 1676 nt
Organism: Gambusia affinis (western mosquitofish)
Lineage: Eukaryota; Metazoa; Chordata; Actinopteri; Cyprinodontiformes; Poeciliidae
Product: cAMP and cAMP-inhibited cGMP 3',5'-cyclic phosphodiesterase 10A-like
Exons: 15
Coding region: 57-1676 (539 amino acids)
Biological process (GO): negative regulation of receptor guanylyl cyclase signaling pathway
Molecular function (GO): protein binding; 3',5'-cGMP-stimulated cyclic-nucleotide phosphodiesterase activity
Source: RefSeq, a predicted model, not a curated record
GAUAAACACAAGACUCGGCGGCGCAUCGGUCCAUCACUCGAACAGGGGAGCGGCAGAUGUCGAAGAAACGGAAAGGUCCUGAUGACCAGGGCAUCCAGGAAUCCCCCCCGGCACGCAGCAGCGAGCAGCAGGGCUUGACAGAUGAAAAAGUGAAGGCCUACCUCUCGCUGCACCCGCAGAUGCUGGACGAAUUUGUGUUGGAGAGUGUGAGUGCUGAGACGUUGGACAGAUGGCUGAAGAGGAAGACCAGCAGCAGGCCUGCAGAUGGCACAUUGACUAAAGAAGUCAGCAGGCAGUACCAGGACACAAACAUGCAGGGUGUGGUGUAUGAACUGAACAGCUUCAUGGAGCAGCGGCUGGACGCUGGAGGAGAUAACAAACUUCUGCUCUAUGAGUUGUCCAACAUAAUCAAAACAGCAACAAAAGCUGAUAGUUUUGCACUUUAUUUCUUGGGAGAAUGCAACAAUAGUUUAUGUUUAUACACUCCAAGGAGGGCCAAGGAUGGCGGUCCAAGCCUCGUCCCGUAUGGCCCCAUCUCAUACGGGACAACCAUUGCCGCUUACGUUGCCAAGACUCGCAAAACACUGCUAGUAGAGGACAUCAUGGGGGACGAGCGAUUUCCGGACGGCACAGGGCAGGACUCAGGGAUCCAUGUUCACUCUGUCCUGUGUCUCCCCGUCCUCACUGCCAUUGGGGACCUCAUCGCCAUCCUGGAGCUGCAUCGGCACUGGGGCAGGGAGCCUUUCAACCUAAGACACCAAGAGGUUGCAACAGCAAAUUUAGCUUGGGCAUCUGUUGCCAUUCAUCAAGUACAGAUGUGCAGAGGCCUUGCCAAACAGACUGAGCUUAAUGACUUCCUACUAGAUGUGUCAAAAACAUACUUUGAUAACAUUGUGGCAAUAGAUUCUCUACUUGAACAUAUUAUGAUAUAUGCAAAAAACCUGGUGAAUGCAGACAGAUGUGCGCUCUUCCAGGUAGAUCACAGCAACAAAGAACUGUACUCUGACCUGUUCGACAUCGGGGAGGAGAAGGAAGGCAAACCUGUGUUUAGAAAAACAAAAGAAAUAAGAUUUUCCAUAGACAAAGGAAUAGCUGGCCAAGUAGCUCAGACAGGGGAAGUCUUAAAUAUCCCAGAUGCCUAUGCAGACCCACGGUUCAACCGAGAGGUAGACCUCAAAACUGGCUACACCACGCGGAAUAUCCUGUGCAUGCCCAUUGUGAGCAGGGGAACCGUUAUCGGUGUGGUGCAGAUGGUGAACAAGCUAAGCGGAAGUGCCUUCACUAAAACCGAUGAGAACAACUUUAAGAUGUUUGCUGUCUUUUGUGCUCUGGCCUUACACUGUGCAAAUAUGUACCACAGGAUCCGGCACUCUGAAUGCAUCUACAGAGUGACGAUGGAAAAGCUGUCCUAUCACAGCAUCUGCACGUCAGAGGAGUGGAAGACCCUCACCCAGCUCAACCUUCCUGAACCCAUUUACAAAGAAAUUGAAACAACGAAACUAACAAGAGCGAGAAUACUGGGAGAGGCGUCCGCAUCGCUGCUGGCGUCUGUGAAACGUCCGAACACCCAGAAGGUGGGCUGUCCACUCAACGCUCAGUGCGCAUGGAGAUAUUUGCGCCUGCUGCUGUCGAAGCGCAUCAUCCUGACAGCGCAAAGGGGGUUCGGAACCUCCUGA